This is a messenger RNA of Empidonax traillii (willow flycatcher), 4323 nucleotides long. It is a transcript of the gene ADAMTS8, whose product is annotated as ADAM metallopeptidase with thrombospondin type 1 motif 8. The record is from RefSeq and is a predicted model, not a curated record. NCBI's taxonomy places the organism in Eukaryota, Metazoa, Chordata, Aves, Passeriformes, Tyrannidae. The transcript is spliced from 9 exons. Gene Ontology annotation, biological process: extracellular matrix organization; proteolysis. Gene Ontology annotation, molecular function: zinc ion binding; metalloendopeptidase activity. Bases 1 to 2808 code for a protein of 935 amino acids.
AUGUCAAAGCCGGGGGGAGAAAGUAUAAAUACAGCGGGCUCGGCGGCCGGCGCGGAGGCUGCGGGGGAGAGAGCCCGGGGGGUUCGGGGCCUUGCGGGAAUGGGGCGGCGGGCGCUGCUGGGGGGCCGGGCCCCUCUCCACCUGCUGCUGCUGUGCCACGCGUGGGCGCUGCCGCCGCCGCCCCCGCGGGACGCGCAGCCCGUGCUGCCCGCCCGCCUGCCCGCGCCGUCGGGGCAGCUGGCCCUGCGCCUGGCCGCCUUCGGCCGCGCCGUCGUCCUCCGCCUCCGCCCCGACAACGCGUUCCUGGCCCCCCGCCUCCGCCUCCAGCGCCUGGGGGGCCGCCGCCCGCAGCCGCCCCCGCCGCGCCGGGGCUGCUUCUACUCGGGCGCCGUCGAGGGGAGCCCCGAGGCUCCCGCCGUGCUCAGCAGCUGCGGCGGGAGCGGCCUCCGCGCCGCUUUCCUGCUCGACGGGGCGGCCUACGAGCUGCAGCCGCUCGGGCACCCCCAGCCCGGGCCGCCCUGGACGCGGCCGCACCGGCUGAGGCGCCGCUCGGCCCCGCCGGGGGCUCGUCCCGCCGGGAGCGGCCUCGGGACGGGCGGGCAGCGCCGCAGGGACAGGCGGUUCGUGUCCCAGGCGCGCUACGUGGAGACCCUGCUGGUGGCCGAUGCCUCCAUGGUGCGGUUCUACGGGGAGGACGUGGAGAACCACGUCCUGACCCUGAUGUCCAUGGCUGCUCAAAUCUACAAGCACCCCAGCCUGAAAAACCCCAUCAACCUGGUGGUGGUGAAGGUGCUGGUGGUGGAGGAGGCGGCGGCGGGGCCGGAGGUGUCGGACAACGGGGGGCUCACCCUGAGGAACUUCUGCAGUUGGCAGCAAAGGUUCAACCCGCUGAGCGACCGGCACCCGGAGCACUACGACACAGCCAUCCUGCUCACCAGACAGGACUUCUGCGGGCACCAGAGCUGCGACACGCUGGGCGUGGCCGAUAUCGGCACCAUGUGCGACCGCAACAAGAGCUGCUCGGUGAUCGAGGACGAGGGCCUGCAGGCAGCCUACACCCUGGCUCAUGAACUGGGCCACGUGCUCAGCAUGCCCCACGAUGACUCCAAGAACUGCGAGCGGCUCUUCGGCCCCCUGGGCGAGCACCACAUGAUGGCUGCUCUCUUCAUCCACCUGAACAAGACCCAGCCCUGGUCCCCCUGCAGUGCCAUGUACCUCACCGAGUUCCUGGAUGGAGGGCACGGUGACUGCCUGCUGGACGCCCCAGCCGAGGCGCUGGCCCUGCCUGCCGAGCUGCCCGGUCAGAGAGCCCUGUACAGCCUGGACCAGCAAUGCCAGCAGAUCUUUGGGAAGGACUUCCAGCACUGCCCCAACACCACGGAGCAGGACAUCUGUGCCCAGCUGUGGUGCAGGACGGGCAGUGGGGAGCCCCUGUGCCACACCAAGAACGGCAGCCUGCCCUGGGCUGACGGGACGCCCUGCAAAGCUGAUGGGCUGUGCUGGGACGGGCGCUGUGUGCCACAGGAUGUCCUGAAACCCCAGCCGGCGGUGGACGGUGGCUGGGGCCCCUGGAGCCCCUGGGGCUCCUGCUCACGGAGCUGCGGCGGAGGCGUCCAGUUCUCCCACCGCCACUGCGACAGCCCCAGGCCCCAGCACGGUGGGAGCUACUGCGAGGGCCAGAGGACCAAGUACCAGUCCUGCCACACCGAGGAGUGCCCACCAGAUGGGAAAAGCUUUCGGGAGCAGCAGUGUGAGAAGUACAACAGCUACAACUUCACGGAUCUGGAAGGGAAUCGCCUGGAGUGGGUGCCCAAGUACGCAGGAGUGUCCCCCCGGGACCGGUGCAAGCUCUUCUGCAGAGCCCGAGGGAGGAGCGAGUUCAAAGUCUUUGAGGCCAAAGUGAUUGAUGGGACGCUGUGUGGCCCCGAGACCCUCUCCAUCUGUGUGCACGGGCAGUGCAUCAAGGCUGGCUGUGACCACGUCGUUGGGUCCUCCAAGAAGCUGGACAAGUGUGGGGUGUGUGGUGGCAAUGGCUCCACGUGCAGGAAAAUAUCCGGCUCGCUCAACAGAUCCAAAUACGGCUACAACGACAUCGUCACCAUCCCGGCUGGGGCCACCAACAUCGACAUCAAACAGCGCAGCCACCGCGGGGUCCGGCACGACGGGAACUACCUGGCCCUGAGGACCCUGGAGGGCAAGUACCUGCUGAACGGAGACUUUGCCAUCUCGGCCGUGGAGCAGGACAUCCUCGUUAAUGGAACCAUCCUGAAGUACAGCGGCUCCAUGACGACCCUGGAGAGGCUGCAGAGCUUCCGGCAGCUCCCGGAGCCCCUGACGGUGCAGCUGCUGACCAUCGCCAGCGAGCUCUUCCCGCCCAAAGUCAAGUACACCUUCUUCAUCCCCAAGGACGUCCCUUUCAGCAGGCAGAAGGGCAAAGAGAAGAAGUCGGCCAAUGUCAUCCGCCCGAUGUUGAACUCCCAGUGGGUCCUGGGGGACUGGUCCGAGUGCUCCAAGACGUGCGGCUCGGGCUGGCAGCGGCGGACGGUGGAUUGCCGGGACGUGGAGGGUCAGACCUCCUCUUCCUGCAACAAAUCCCUCAAACCCGAGGACAUCAAGCCCUGUGGAGACAUCCCGUGCCCUCUCUGGCGCCUGGGCCCCUGGUCCCCCUGCUCCCAGACCUGCGGCGAGGGCGUGCGGACACGCAAUGCCUCCUGCAUCGAUUACGCUGGAAAAAUCACUGCCCCGGAGAAAUGCAGCUCUCCGGGGCCACCAGCAGCCACAGCCACCUGUGUCCUGCGGCAGUGCUGAGCCACGCUGGAAUCCACGGAGCUGGGAAUGCCGUGGGAUCUCACCAUGCCAGGGCAGGACAGCGAGGAUGCCGUAGGCUUGCUUGCCAGCCAGCCAGCCGCUCUCCCUCCGGUGGUUCAUCCUCACCCCAUUGAUGUCUACCUCAGAGUGGGGAACAACGGCAGCAGAACGGGGAGGAAUCACUUCUUUUCCUUUCUUUUCUUCCUUUCUCUCUGGCUGGCUGCUCGCAGGCAAGUUGUAAUUUAAAGGGAAAAAUAAGCGUAGGGUGUUUCCAAAGAGCUGUCGCUGAAAGCGGUUGCAGAUUCCUUUCGGGGUUUAGCGCAGGAUAAGAUGUGGAGCCUGGGUUUGCCAUCACCCUGUCCCAGCUGCAGGUCAGGGAGGUCCAGGGUGGGUGGCUUGGCUGAUGAAAUUGGGAUCCCUGUGCGAAAGGCGUGGAAUGGGUUGCCGUCCCCUCCCUGCAGCAGCGUGGGUGUCCUUGAACACGGGAAGUGUUUUAUCAGCUGUGGGUUAACCUGGGAGAUAAAUUGCCUGUUUGGAUGGGAGCAGGAGUAGCUGAGGAUGAGAUCCUGGCAUGAGUUAGACAGGAGAACUGUUCAUGGUGGUUUCUGCUGAAUUGAUAAUCUACAAACUUACAAACCUCUGUCUCCAAACACCCCCCAACACCUGCAGUUACUCCUGGAGCUGCUGCCCCACCCAUGUCCUCAUUUCCCCAGCUUUAAAACCAAAGCUUAAUUAGACCUGAUCUGGCUCACAGGGCUGCUGUGAGGAUUAAUAAUUCCCAAUUCUGCAGUGCUCGGACUGUGAAAUGCCCAUCACCAUAUCCCAUUCCCCCUCUGGAGCGGACAGUCUGGUGUGCCAGCCUUUCCUCUCCCAUCCUUUGCUUUCAGGGCCCUGCAGGCUCAUUUUUUUUUUUUUUUUAUCUCUGCUUGAAUUUUGGAGUUAAUUUGCUAACUUGGCUUGCAGCAGGAUGAGCCCAGGCCCUGCAGAUGAUGCCAGGGGUCACUGAUGCCACUCUCCACUUUCCCGGGAUACUGAAGUCGCUCGGAUCUGGCACCGGCUCCAGCCUUCCCUGAGCAAUCCUCAGUCCAAAACCGAGCCUGGCGAGGCUGGAGCUCUUCUUUCCCAGCAGGAAGCAACCAGACCCCUCUCCCCAGCCUGGCUGCUGCCUGGCCCCAGCACAGAGGCUGCUCAGCCCCCAAACUUUGCCCUUUCCAAAGCAAUCCAUGUUCUGGCACCAGCCAGUUCCUGGAGAGCGGGGAUGGAAUUUGGGAAGGUUUUGCUGUCACAGACAAUUUGGUGUCUCCAGUCUCCACCCUCAUACCCUUCCUUGGUUUCCCUUCUGGCAGCAAAAUAUUGAAUUUCCAGUGGGUGCAGGAAGGGGAGAAGGGCUGGAAUUUUUGAUGUCGGAGCUUCCCCCUUCGUCAUUACAGAGCCAAUCCUUUCCCUUGUCCCUUUUGCCUGAGCUAAGCUCAUGUGAGACCCUUUCCUCACUGUCCAGGCAGGGAUGGGAUGGGA